GGCAGCAAAUUUAAACAUGGCGUCUACGUAAAUGUCAAAAGUACUAAAUUCAUCAUAAAUUUAUUGAUUAGAAUAGAAAUGGAAACUUGUAUUAAUUAUAAAAAUAAAAUGCAUUUGAGAGGUAUUAUUUGAGAUUAAUAUGCAUUAAUAUUGAAAAAAAAAAAAACACUUUAUUUUCAUAGAUCAUCUUACGCUCUUUUUUUAAUCAAAUCAGUCUCACACUCAGAAUUAAAAAUAGCGGUUUGAAGAAGUAUUUCAUAAUUUAGCCAUUUUUCGGUAAAAUUACACAUGAGAAGCUGUAGAAUCCUUAAAACAAUAGUAAUUUUAAUUCAUAGAGGGUGUAAGAUACAAACCAUACUGCUGUAAUCUUAUUAUACCAUAUUGCAAACGUCUCUUGGUCUCGACCUCGAGAUAUUGAAUAUUACUACAGUAGAUUAAAAGUAAUACAUGAUUAAAGCCUCAUUGCCUCUAUAAAACCCAAAAAAAUCUGCAUAGGAAGAAAAUACAAAAAGUUGGUGUUGUAGUUUGGUUAUUUCGUUUUGCCCUAAAUGUUAAGGAACGUGAACAUGUCACUAGAAACAAAAUGUAUAAUAAUUGAGCUUGAAGAGGUGCAUAUGAAAGAGAAGAUUAAGGAGAAAUGUGAAAAUGAGACCUGUGGUGAGGCAGAGAUGUUACAUGUGAAGAAGGAAGCAAAGGAGGCCUGUGAAGAGAAUAUUUACGGCACUUGUGGUAAAACGGGGACAGAAUUGCUGUGUAAAAAAGAAGAGGCUGAUAAGAAGAUCCACGGAAUAUAUAUAAAGGUUGAGGUACCUGUAAAAGAGGAGGCUAUGGAGGCAUGUGAGGAUGAGAUUUACAGCUCAUAUGUAAAAAAAGAGACUGAGUUAGUGCAUGUAAAAGAGACGUCUAAUGAGGAGUUUCAAGACAUACAUAUGAAAAAGGAGGAUUCUGUAACUGUAAAGGAAAAUCCAGAGGCAGUAUAUAAGGAAGAUAACACUGUUUUAAAUGUUCUGUAUGUGGAUCAAGUCGAGGAGGAGUCGCUGCACUGGCCUCCUGCGGUGUCUAGUCAAGACAACAGAGUAGAGUCUCGUAUUUGGGGCCGGGCAUGCUCAGUCAAGCUGGAGCGCUUGCUGGUGGACGUGGAGCGGCGCAUCUGCUGGGUCGGGCCCCGGCCCUACAAGCUAUACUCAAAUGAGCUAUCAGAGCCCACCUUUACCGACACCUCAAACACUCCCGCUUUACAUCAAUGUAAAAAUUGUGGCAAAGGAUUUGGAAAUAAGUCUGCUUUCGCAAAACAUGAACAUAUACACUCAACAUCUGCACCUGAAAAGCCUAUGAAGCUUUACAACUGUAAUCACUGUAGUUACACAACUAAGAGCAAAGGCAAUCUACGCUGUCACAAAAAGCUUCACACAGGUGAUAAACCAUUCAAAUGUAACCAGUGUGAUUUUAAAUGCGUCACUAAUUCCAAACUGAAGAGUCAUUUGAGGAUUCAUACUGGUGAAAAGCCUUUCAAAUGCAGCUACUGCAAAUACACGUCCUCUCAUACAACUAACUUACGAAAACACGAGAAGACACACAAAAGGGAGGAACCCUUCCAGUGCAGCCAUUGUCAAUUAAAGUUUGCUCGGAAGGAUCAUUUACGAAAUCAUGAAUUGGUACACACUGAUGAAAGGUCUUUUAAAUGUGACAAUUGCGAUUACAAGGCUAAACGGAAAGCAGAUUUACGAGUCCACCAGAGGGUACACACAGGCGAAAAACCAUUCAAGUGCCGUCACUGCAACAAUGUAUUCGCAUAUAAGAAAAACCUUAAGAUUCAUCUGAAAAGUAAACAUUGCGACGAACAGCUCUCUCAAUAAAUCUGUUUUUGUUAUAUAGAUUGAAUACUACUACUUCCUUUGUUUUUCUUAUAUCAUGUAAUUUAAUGUGUCUUUAUGUUUGUGUUUACGAAUAAAAAUUAUUCUAUUCUAAUAUAUGAUAUCAUAAUCUGCA
Molecule: messenger RNA, 1989 nt
Organism: Cydia pomonella (codling moth)
Lineage: Eukaryota; Metazoa; Arthropoda; Insecta; Lepidoptera; Tortricidae
Product: zinc finger protein 658B-like
Exons: 3
Coding region: 549-1856 (435 amino acids)
Biological process (GO): regulation of transcription by RNA polymerase II
Molecular function (GO): DNA-binding transcription factor activity; RNA polymerase II cis-regulatory region sequence-specific DNA binding
Source: RefSeq, a predicted model, not a curated record